AGCUGUUGUGGAGUUGCUUGUUUGUUGCUAUUUCGCGAUAAAUCCGAAGCUAAAGGACGUGCGUGCGAUAUCUAUAAAUACCACGGCUUAUCGUCGUUCAUUAACACUGCGAACGGCUAUCCAAUCUAAUCGCCACACCUCUGUAUGAUUCUCAACCGGGCGGCGCCUCCGUGACGUACUGUUAUUGCCCCUAGUGAUAAAUCUGCUUUAGUUAGGUACAACUAGAAUCGCACAGCGGCUGUACGUUUCUUGCUAUCUCCGCUCUGUUAGCACAAAAAAAGUUUGGUGAAAACAAAAAAAAAGUUAUAAUAACCUAACUUGUGGACUUGAAACUUUAAAGGAUGUCUGUUUUAAACAAUUUCACUGUGACUGUGGCAAAAGGAUUGAGACGUCUUCGCCAAAACAAGGAUCUGAUAUCCGCAGCGCGUCGCGGGAGCACCAACCAGGAGGCCAGCCCUCGUCUCCAGAUGGAGAAAUGCCUCAUCGUCUCCAAGGUCACGAGAUACGAGUAUGAGAAACAUUGCCACGAGAACACAACAGAAGCGGAAUUGGAGAAGAUCCUGCGGAAGCGAGGGUCCGACUUCGACACCAUGGUCAGCAACCAUAGAGAACAGAAGGCGUUUGAGGAGAACGUGGCUAAGAGGCUAAAGGAGAUGGGGGUGAAGGUGGAAAUGGCUAGCAGAUUGACAUACAGCGACGAUUUGAUCAAAUGGUGUGACGUGGUCGUGCCGUGUGGGGGUGAUGGGACGUUCCUUCUAGCAGCAUCUAGAGUUAGAGACAAUAACAAACCAGUGAUCGGAUUCAACAGCGCCCCUCAUAAGUCGGUAGGCAGACUGUGCCUUCCCACCUGGUGCUCAAACGAUGUUAAGGGUGCGCUACACGCUCUCAAGGAGGGACGGUUCAGAUGGAUGCGUCGUUCGCGGAUACGCACGACGAUCACAUGCGAACAGAAGUUACUCGAUAAGAUCACACCGGUGGAUCUGCACACUUUGCACUUCUGCAGGUAUCCCCCAGUGUCGCACCUGCACGACGGCCCGGAUUCCCCGGACCCGCGUUCCAGGACGGAGUUCGCGCCGGACGAACCAAGCACCACAUUGUCCACCAAAGUACUGCCGUUCUUGGCGCUCAAUGAGGUGUUCAUAGGAGAGAGCGUGACGUCGCGAGUGUCGCUCCUCCGACUUCAAAUCGACAACGGCAAGUGGACGCACACCAAGAGCUCAGGCCUCUGUGUUACCACCGGCACUGGAAGCACUUCGUGGCAUUUCAGUAUAAACUGCCUCCGCACCCAUUCCGUUCUGGAGCUGAUGAAGAUCCUCUCAGAAGAUUACCAGGUCAAGCUGGACACAAGUCUCGAGAGAGCGCGAGAAGUCACCGAGAGAUACAACCAGAAACUGAUGUUCGCGCCAGAUUCAGAGCAGUUAGCCUAUAGCGUGCGAGAGUACAUAACAUUUGAAGACUGGCCCGCGCCUAGGGGUCUGCGGGUGAGGGACAAAGCGACCUCUGUCAAGGUCAAGUCGCACUGCACUGACGCUGGGCUAGUGGUAGACGGUAGUGUGUCGUUUCCCUUCAACGACGGUACUGAAGCGAUGCUGGAGAUACUGCCAGAAGAUUCCCUGAUGACAGUGCAAAUGGACGACGCUCUGCCCUACUAGGUAGAGACAAGUGAUUCAAACUUGAGACUAUACUAUAUUCUAACGUACUCUAAAGAUAGUUUCAUCCACGAAGACGCGCCCCACCAUUCUUCCGCUAAUGUUUGAGUGUUAUCGGUACACGCUAAAUUAUCCAUGAGUGCACACGCACACUACAAUAAUGACGCUCGGAUCAAACUACCCGCACCCCGCGCGACCGAGACAAAAAUUGGUGGGGCGCGUCUUCGUGGAUGAAACGAUCUACAGGGUGUUAGGUAAAUGGGUAUAUGAGCCGACACUAGCCCAUGUUAACAUGGGCAUAUAAAUGGUAUGGUGAAGUCAGAAACUUGAUAUCAUCAUUUAAUUUUUUUUAAUUUUCAUCCAUAAUAAAUUUUAUACGUAUGAAAAUUAAAAUAAUUAAAAUGAAGAUAUCAAUUUUCUGACUUCAUCAUACCAUUUAUAUGACCAUGUUAACAUGGGCUAGUGUCGGCUCAUAUACCCAUUUACCUAACACCCUGUAUACAUUUGUAUAUUUCCAUUAAGGUGGAUUUAUAUUUGUUUGGCGUUUUGUGUCAUGACGUAUCAGAAAGAAAUCGGCGUCAUACAUUUAGGCAGCGUCAAAUAGUUCGUGACACCCAAAGUAGCCAAAAAGUUCGCAACACGUCUUGUUACGAUGAGGGCUAUCGUUUUUAUACUUAACAGUUGGCACCCCUGGCGAUUGACAGGACCUUACUCUACAGUGGCGCCAUCUUGAUGAGUGCAAAUGCGAUAGUCCUCCUACCACUUUAGCGCUCACAAGUUGGCGCCACUGUCUUCGCUACUAGCAAGUGACAGGACCUUACUCUACAGUGGCGCCAACUGGUGAGCGCUAAAACGAUAGCCCUCAUUGGAAUAAGGUUGUGUUGUCUACUUUUUGGCCACUUUGGGUGUCACGAACUGUUUGACGCUGAGUGUACGAGUAUUUGAAAAUAAUUAUCUUUAUUAAAAUUGGGAAUAGCUGUGAUUUUUGUGGCGCUUCAGGUGGCUUAGAAAAUAAAAUAAUGUUAAUAUGAAAUUAUUAAUAAUACCUACAUAUUAUUAUUAAAGAAACACAGCCCAAAAAUGUGCAAGUAACAAAUGUUAUAGAGGUAAAAAUACUGUGUUACGUUUCCUGUAAAAAUAUUGUAGGAAUGUUACAAAAAUGUAAAUAUUAUGUUAUACACCACUAUUUUUUAAUCAACGAAUGAAGGAUCUAAAAAGGGCAAAUCGUAAAAAAAAUUUCCUUCGCAUACAAAAUUGGCAAUCAAAGUAUGGGAAAGCUCUUUUUGUUUGUAUUUUCUUUCACUAUCCUAUAAUAAUGUACGCGUGCUACGAACAAUUUUGUAUUUGAUAGUGAAAUAUUGGAAAAAUCAUCAAUUAUUACAACGCUAUCUAGUUAACUGCGCAUCUGGCGGCCGUGACGUCACAUCGCCGCUUUGGUAGGGACAGGGCGAAAGCGGAAGGUUUGCGUUGGAGGGUGAGUGCGAGGGAGAGUCGCAUUCCAGCGAGGUACGCAGUUAGCUCAAUCGGGUUAUAUAGACGAAGAGCUAGUGAACGCCAGACCUAAGUCAUUUUACGUCGUUAAUGCUGUGGAUAACCUUUUUGGCCUAAUUAGUUUAAGAUAAAUAUUUGAUUUAAGUCUAUUAUAUGUGUCGGCUGUUGUUAUUCCAAAUCAAUAAAAUAAAUAAAUAAAAGCUGAAAGUUUGUCAGCGUAUGCUCCCAAUAUAGGAUAUAAUGUUUGUUGGUGAAUUAUGAAGUUUGGGUCAUCGUAACUUUGGGAGCUACCCUAAAAAAACUGUCUGGCACGGAGUUGGAACUGUCAAAACUGUCUGGCUGUUGGGGAAAAUACUUCUAAUUAUUGCCCAAAUAUUAUACAUAAAAAUUAGAUUUUAUGGUAUAACGUUAGUAAAAUUACAGUCUAUUGAAUAUACAGAAAAAGCCACCUUUUGUAAAAUGACGUAGGUCUGGCGUUCACUAGCUCUUAGUCUAAUGCAGUCUUCCCCUGACAUUUCUAUAAUGAAAAAAAAAAAAAUAGUGGCGUAUGUUUAGUGUAAGACUGAACUUAUUUUUAAGUGUAGAUAUUAUAAUCGAAAAGACCUACAUGAGAUGAGCUUAUUUAUUAAUGUAAGUUUUUUUUAUCCAAUUCAUUUAGGGCCCAUAUUAACAGGUAAUUAUCUGUCAGAUAAACUACAAAUUGGUUUCAUAGGUCUCUGAUAGAGAGCUGUCAGGUAAAGUCACCAAUAAUCGUCAACCUUGUUAGACAGAACUUGAAAUCGAGUUUUAAGCUUUUAUUCUAAAUACGAGAUAAUUAUAGUUAAAUUUUAUAAUUUGGCACAUAUUUAUGCUUAAAGUUAAGUGUAAAGUUAAAUAAUUUUAAGAAUACAUUUAUAAUUGUAAUGAUAUGGAUCUCUUGUUCGCCAUUAAGCUGAGCCGUGUAAUUGGUUGGGAUUAUUAAUAAUAAUUUAAUGUAUAAUAAUUUGGAGUAACGGAAAAUAAAUAGUUAAUAGUAAUAAUUAUUAAGUUUUUUUUUAUGAAAGUAUCCUAGAGUUCUGAACAGUGGCAGUUAAAUAUCUUUGUGUAUUUAUUUUUAUCAGCAGAUAAAUAUUGAACUAGAAAUCCGAUGGUUUUAUAAUGUGUACGCAAUCAUAAGACUAUAUGUCAAUUAUUUUGUACCAGUAUCAAUGUUUUCUUUAACGCAUGAAAAAACGUCUCUUCUUCUUUUUUUAUUUUGGCAACGACUUGGGUUUUGAGAACCAUGAUUUCGCCAAUGUCUUAGAGCUGUCAUAUUAAAAUUAGUCACUUGUGGCACUGUGUUAACGUCAAAACGACGAAAAACAGUGAAAUAUGUAUAACCAUACCAUAAAACUAAAAACAAUUUUUGUAAACGCUUGAAUAAAUGAGAGAUGACACUUUCAUGUAGUUUGAAUAGAGCGAUGGACGCAUUCAGCGCAGCUUCAGUCAUUAGAAUUAAGACGUGAACAUAGGGAUCAAGUAUUAUUGUUUAAAAUUUUAAAUGACUACAUAGAUUCAUCCUUCCUUCUCAGCCGAGUGUCAUUCAGGUGUCCCAGGCUCAGUGCCCGCUCCAAUGCAGUUUUCUCUAUUCCUAUUUGUAGAACUAAUUAUUCAAAGAAUAGAUUUCUUGUUCGUGCUUGCAACACACAUAAUGUUCGAUACAGUCACAUUGAUAUAUUCAAUUGUUCUCUGCGUGUUUUUACUUCACAUGUUAAGAAGGUUGACCACGUUUAAGUGGGAUUGUUUCUGAUGAACGAAAUUACCUAGUUAAAUUACUACGAAACUUUUUAUAAUAUGUCUUCGCUAUUGACAAAUUAACAUUGGAAACUUUUUUGGCUUAUGAAUAAACUAAACUUUUCCUGUACCUAUAAUGUAAUAUAAAAGCUGUAUGUUUCUUUCAUUAAAUAAAUAAAUAAAUAAAUGUGAGACAUGACCCUACAGCAGGGUGACUUAUCAUUGCUCACUUUUAUUACAAAAUAAGUUACUUAUCUUAAUCUCACGCCAUAAUAUCUCCAAUUACUCACUAUAUCUAAGCGACUUAUCUUUCACUAUACUUGAAUUGCCAUUCUUAUGAUGAUGAUGAUGUAGAAUUUUUCAUGUAGGUAUAUGUUUGUCUUAAAUGAUUUCAAGACUAAAGGAAAAUUUCGUGGCUGGUAUAAAAUAAUUGACACCAUUGAAAAUUAAAAUAGCACGAUAUGUAAAAUAUGUAUACUGUUACCCUACUUAUUGUUAACGUUACAUCACAAAAUUGGAUUGGUUAAUAAAUAUACACUUAUUAUGAA
Molecule: messenger RNA, 5440 nt
Organism: Ostrinia nubilalis (European corn borer)
Lineage: Eukaryota; Metazoa; Arthropoda; Insecta; Lepidoptera; Crambidae
Gene: Nadk2
Product: NAD kinase 2, mitochondrial
Exons: 11
Coding region: 342-1652 (436 amino acids)
Biological process (GO): NADP+ biosynthetic process; NAD+ metabolic process
Cellular component (GO): mitochondrion
Molecular function (GO): NAD+ kinase activity
Source: RefSeq, a predicted model, not a curated record